AUGUUAUCUGACCCGAACGAGCCACCUGGUGGCGAAACUGGAACCCCGGAGACGCUCACUAUUGUAACAAAGGAUGCAAACUACAUUCCAAUUGACCAAGUAGAUCUCACUGGAAAGCUUGGACUUGUAUUCCAAGUCCAGGCAUGUGAAUCAGCGUAUGUCGCAUUGUCAGCCAUUUUCGGUGACACAAACUCUCGGAUGUACGAGAUCUUGAUAUCAGGAUCGUCAAACACAAAGUCUGUGAUACGUGAUUGUACGGAAAGAUGCGAUAGGGCUAAUUCACUGACUGAGGGUCUUUUGAAAUGCAAUGAAUCGGUGUCUCUGUGGAUAGGAUGGACAAAUGGACACGUUGCUCUUGGAAAAGGUCACAAUUUAGGCAUAAACCCACUGGUAGAAUGGGAUGAUAGCAGUCCUGAGUACAUAACUUCUUUCGCUGUCAGUACUGCAAACGGUGUCAAUGGGACUUGGAAAUUCACACCCGAUGGCAACUGUAGUUUACCAUUGACCAGGGGUAUAUUAAGCGAUGGACAAGUCACGUAUUCAUCCUCCUCAAGUGGUCUUCCAAGAUUUAACCAGAAUAGUGGAUGGUAUCACUAUGGUUCAAAAGCACCAUGGCUGCAAGUUGAUCUGUUACAGCCACAUAAAAUAACAAAGAUGGCGUUACAGGGAUAUGCUCCAAGACAUUCCUAUUGGGUCAAAACAUUCCAAAUACUUUACAGUGUUGAUGGAACCAAUUGGUUGUACUACAAUAACAGGGAAAUUGUACAGAGGAACAGGAAUGGUUACGAUGUUGAAAUUGUCGAGCUUACUGAGAAUAUGGAAGCAAGAUAUUUUCGCAUCCUUCCCAUAACCUGGAAUAUUCACCCAGGAAUACGAAUGGAGCUUUAUGGGUGUCAAAAGGCAGUGUCGGAAAAGGAAUACACGUCUAUCAAAGGUGAUAUUUUGGAUGAUGAAGUCCUAUUCCUAUUCCUCAGCCCGUAUAUUGUGUCAAAAAAAGUUGCAAUUAGACCAGAGGGGACUCUUACCAUCCAGCCAGGCGUCAAGAUAAUAUUUACAACAGCUGAAGCUGGUUUCGAAGUCCAUGGUAAUCUGUUAGCUCAAGGGAUUGGCAAUCUUCCUAUUGAGUUUACGGCAGAUGAUGCUGUCUCUGAAAUUUCAUCGUAUUGGUCUGGAUUAAAUUUUGUAUCUGGUGAUUCCUUACUGCAACAUGCUUAUGUAGAAGGGGCGCGCGUUGGAAUCCAAGCAACAGGCUACUCCGUCACUCUAGACCACGUGACCAUCACAAAAUGUUCAGCUGGGAUCAAGUACAUUGAUGGAGGAUCACCAUUUAAUAACUCCACAAUGAUAUCUGAUUCAAACAUAGGAAAAAAUGGGGGACAUGGUAUUGAAUUCAAGGGAAGCUCUACUAAUCCGGUGCUUUCAAUCACUCGGACUGUUAUCACGGGUAGUCAAAGCUCUGGCAUAUAUUGCAGCGACACCCACGCAAAUAUCUCCAUCGAAGACUCAGAGUUGUCAAACAAUGCUCAAAGAGGUGAUGUGAAACAUAGAGUAUGUGGGAACAAUAGGGAUAUGUAUCUUGCACAUGUCACUGUCUCGCCUUUUUACACCGACAGCAAUCUUACUGAGUUGAAUGAAGAUACAGGAGUAGAUUCCUACUUUACUGAUUCAACAGGUGCCAUUGGCGGUGUGGUAUCGAACAACGAAACAAUCCCACAUGUGUUUAAUCAUACCUAUCACGUUAGGCGCAACAUCCUUAUACUUCCAAAUGCCACUCUCACUGUAAAAUCUGGGGUUAAACUAGCUUUUGACCGAGGGAUUGGAAUUUAUAUAAUUGGUGAACUGCUCAUUAAAGAUACUGACAGUGGUGGCACAUUGAUGAGAAGAAAGAAACCCAUGGAAAAAUGGGAAGGAAUUCGCAUUGCGUCACCUUCCCCAGUCGGUUUGUUUCUCAAUAAUGUCCAGUUAGACGGUUCAACAUACGGCAUUCAUGGCCAAGGGAGGAACAUUACUCUAAAUGGUGUCACAAUCUCAAACACUUACUAUGCCAUAUAUGUAUCGGAUACGAUAACUGGUUACCUAAACAUUACCAUUACUAACAGUACAAUAGACACAUCUUCUAACACUGGAAUCUCCAUUCAAACGUCAAGUAAUUCUAUCAUGAGAGCUUUCAACAUAAAAAUGAAGGACGUCGACAUCCGUAACACACGUGGUAAUGGAGCUGUGUAUAUAUAUGGAGGUGAUAGCAAAGCAGAUAUUGGAUUUGAAAAGGUGUCAAUUCAAGAUUCAACCCAUCAUGGUGUCUACAUUUACUACCGUGGUCAAACAGAUAUUCAGCUUCAUGGUUGUGAAAUUUCGGAAUACUCAUCUUAUGCCAUAUAUGCCCGCAUAAGACAUGGCAUGUUUGAGCUUGGAAACUGCAUUGUCAAGAGAAAUAUCAACCGAUAUGGUUAUGGUAUAUAUUACCACACCCCUUGGACCUAUGGCGGGUCAAAAACAAUUUCAAUUUAUAAUAAUACGUUUAUGGAUCAAAAUUCAUACCACAGUUAUGGAAUGGUUAAUAUCAAUCCCAAGACUUCAAGAACCGGUUUCGAAGAUACUUCCUUUAUUGCUAUUGUUAACAACACAUUUCGAUCAACAAAUUCGAGGGGCACAUCUGCCAUGGAUUUAUCUAAUAUCAACUACUUCUCUUCAAUCGUCAUAGAGGGAAACAUAAUACACGGAAUGAGUCGUAUAGCAUGUGCCAUUGGGUCAAAAGCUGGAAUUGGAACUGUUGACAUCAUUGGUAAUGUAAUCUCCGAGAGUAACGGAGCUUUAUCACUGACAUCUGACGUCACAAAUGGCACAAGAAUCAUGAACAAUCAGUUCCUCUACAACUUUGGAAGCGACAAUGUUAUUAUUAAUCCGAGCACACGAAACAACUGCUCUAUCAGCUACAAUAUUUUCUUAAAUAACAGCAACAAUGCCCUAACCCUUCAGAGAGUCCAGUCGGGUACAUUGUUGAACUACAAUUUGUUCGAUAACAUUGAAGGAGAACCCAACUACAAUGUUAAGGUAAUCUCUUCAAAAGGUGGUGCUGAUAUUAAUGCAAAGUUCAACUGGUGGGGCAGUAAAGAGCAGUCGCAAAUAGUUGCCACCAUAUAUGACAACAUGAGAGACCCUUCCGUUGGUGUACUAGACAUUUUCCCAUAUCUACUUUCACAUAAUUAUUCAGACGUGUCAAUUGAAGAAGAUUUUUUUCGACAAGAUGGUAGUAUCGGUGGGGAAAUUACAGGAAACGUAACUCUCAGAUGUGAUGACAGUCCAUAUGACGUCGUGUCAGAAAUUGUAGUUAUGGAGGGGGCUUCGUUGCUUAUUGAACAAUGUGUUGUGCUCAAAUUUGCUGAGAACAUUGGCAUUCGAGUAAAAGGUGAAAUCCACAUGAAUGGAACUGCGGAAAAACGGAUUCAUUGUGUUCCUCGUACAUCUGCCGUAAGGUGGGCUGGUAUAAGUAUCACGACUGAGGCUGCUGCCAACGGAAAGGGAGAUCUCCGAUUGGUAGGUGAUACUACAUCGGGAAGACUUGAAGUAUUCUAUAAUGGUCAAUGGGGUUCUGUUUGUGACGAUAACUUUGAUACUAGCGAUGCUAAAGUUGCCUGUAGACAUCUGGGUAUGGGAUCUGAGGGAGCAACUUAUAGAACAAUUGGUGGUGGUACAGGCCCUAUAUGGUUAGAUGACAUGACUUGUAACGGAGGUGAGGCAAGUCUAUUUGAAUGUAAACACAGAGGCUGGGGGAGUCAUGACUGCGGCCAUGGUGAAGAUGUUGGUAUCACUUGCGUCGGUUUAUUAAGUACAGCAAGCAGAAACCAAGUGUCUACAUUGAAACAUGUGCACCUAGUGAAUACAACUAUUGGACUUCAUAUCACAGGAAUUGUGCCUUCAGUAUUUCAAGAUGUAGAAUCAUCUGGCUCCAGUCAGAAUGGAAUGACCUUUGAUGAACCUUAUGUGAUAGGAAACGUUUCAAACAUUUUGUUUGAAAAUGUUAUAACAUCGGAAAACAAUGACAAUGGGUUGUACUGGAAUGAGGAAUCUUACAGAAUGUCCAAUAUUGAAUUUGUUAAUAUGAAGUCCACUAGAAAUAAAAAAUUUGGGCUAUAUUAUGCAGGUUCAUAUCAGAACAUAUCAGUGAUUAACAGUUUAUUGACUGACAACAUAUAUGGAGCAGUACAUUCUUCUCUUUCAACAUCAUCACUGAACAUUGAGUCGACAGAAAUAUCAAGAAACACACAUGGAGCCCUGUACUCAAAACCUGCAUCAGACUCGGAGUUUAACUGCACUAUAAGAGAUUGUAAUAUUGCUUACAACGGUAUUCCGUCAGAUACAUCAAACAGUACAUUUUACUUCAGCCCAAAUGGACAAAAAUACAAUGGUGUGUUUUUUCUGAACAACAGAUUUAUUCAAAAUACGGGAGGAAGGAUGAUACAUUAUAGAAGUCAACAUGUUGUCAUUUUUAGCAAUAACACACUGCUUGAAAACACAGGAGUCGCAUUGUAUACGGAAUAUAAUGGUAACAAUGCUAGACUUUUAUUUCAUGACAACCACAUUGAAGGGAACAAUGCAAAUCCUGCAGCAUCAGGAAAUAAUGCCUAUAUGUUUUAUGGAACAUUAUACGAUCAAGGUUCAUUUGACUUUGAAAGGAAUGUUGUUGUGAACAACACAGCACCGAGUCUUCUAAGAAUCGCAUCCUAUUGGUACAAUGUCGCCCGAAGUAUAAAAAUUAGGCUGGAGUACAAUGUGUUUGAAAAUAACCAUGUUGCAACAUCCAUCGAUCUAAGUCAAAAGAUUUACAGAGUAGAAGGUCACAACAAUAUAUUUAACAACCCCAUAGCAAUUUAUGAAAUAAGGUCAUCCGCGAGGAAAUUAUUAACUGGGUAUCAUUUUGAACGUAAUUACUGGGGUCUUAGAAACUUGAGUGAAAUAGAAAAAUCUUUGAACAGUCACCACGACAACAUCAAUCUAAACCGAGUAUUUAUUCAUCCAUUUGCAACCAACCGUGAAUUAACCGAGUUCAGUGAAGAUAAUGAUGUUGAGUUUUUGAAGACAGCAUUGUUUGGAGGGGAUGUAGUUCAGGACGUUGUUGUGGAAUAUAGAACUGAACCAUACUAUGUACAACGAUCCAUAUAUAUCAGAGAGGGUGCUUCACUGACGUUGAGGGCAGGCGUACACUUGAAGUUUCCAGAAGCAUAUGGGAUCAUUGUUGAAGGUCGCCUUGUCAUUGAGGGAAGUGCCGAAAGAAAGGUGGUUCUUUCAAGAAAAGAUGCAAGCACCCAAUGGGAAGGUAUAAUAUUUCAACGGACAACGGCAGAAUCAUGUAAAAACGGGACAAGAUUUACAAUGAUUAAGAAUUUUGCACUCGACGGAAACAAUAGAGAGACGAACAGCUAUUGGGAUAGAUGGUACUGUAUACAUCGCUGUAGAAUAGCAACCUAUGAUUGCAAGUCAAUUGAAUACAGGGAGUCAGAUGGUCUUUGUCAACUGAAUGACAAAUCAAGAGCAGAAAUCAAUUCUAGCUUGUGGAACAACUAUACCGAGGCGUAUGAUUUCUAUGAACAAGAAUAUUGUAACGAAUCGGCCUCAUCUGUUGUUCGUCAUGUUAACAUAACUGGAUCAAAAUAUGGCAUGCUGAUAUAUGAUCUCCCCAUUCAAGCUAAUAACGUGCAUAUUGAAGAAGCGGAAACUGGGCUCUACUUUGCAGAAGAUAGUUUUGGAAAUAGUAUGACAUUUCGUGAUAGUAGGAUUAGUCAAACAAGCGGAAAUGGUAUACUUAUAAAGUCACAUGCUUUGCGAUAUCUUGAUAUGACAGGGAGUGUUGUUGACAGGGCGGGGCAGAGAGGUAUACAUAUGGAGAAGAAUGGUCAGAGACUUAUUGUAAACAAUGGAACGAUAUCUCGUUCUUCUAUUCAUGGAAUCCAAGCAGCGUAUGCUACGUUUGUGUUACUAGAUGGUGUGACCUUCGACUCCAAUUAUAACAAUGGCGCAUACUUCCAAUAUCCGUUAAAUAUUUCCUUCACAAGCUGUGUAUUCAAGAAGACAGAUCGGGAAAAUAGAUAUGCAGUAUAUGUUAAAAGUAUGGGUUACAACUAUGGCUCUUCUCAAUCUCAAAUUACCAUGACAAUUAAAAACUCUGUGUUUGAGCAAAAUUCACGACAUGCUAUAAAAGUAACCACUACAUCGCAUAAUCACAAUUUAAAUUUGUUCAUAAACAUCCAUAAUAAUCUAUUUCGUAACAACAGUGAUACUCUAAUGGACCUUGAUUUAUAUAAAGGAACUGAUGUUUUGAUUGAAGAUAACACAAUAGAAUAUAAUAUUGGGUCGUCAAAUCUAAUAGAUUUACAUCCAAUAUAUUAUCGAUAUGUUAACAGACGGGUCAAAGGUGAGGUUCACAUUGUCGGUAAUGAAUUCUUGAGAAACCAAGGCAUGACGAUGGUUUACCUACACCCAGACAAUAUAGCGAAUUAUGGAGGCACAUUAACUGAUAAUGUAUUCACUGAUAACGUAGCAUCGCAAGGCAUUAUACGGACAACGUCGGGGAAUUAUUCGAUGCAUUACAAUAUACUAGAAAACCCUUCAAGCGUUUACGAGCUUUAUGCUGCAUAUGAUGGCGAUGACGUCAUAAACGCUACGUUCAACUGGUGGGGAAGCGCUGUAGAAGCAUAUGCUGAUGAACGCAUAUUUGAUAAAGGAGAUGCAUUUAAUGCUGCAGAGGUAGUUUACAUUCCAAUGUUAUCAGGGAAAGUAUUUACAUGCUUUGCUGUGAACAACUGUUCUAACCAUGGUGAAUGUGUCAGACCUGAUAGAUGUCGUUGUGAUGAUGGCUGGCAGGGGCCUGAAUGUAAUCAAGUCUCGUGUGAGCAGGUAAGGCAGAACCCAGAAGAAGUGAGUAGUUCCCACAAUACUAUCAUAUUAUAUCGUAUUCGGGGAUUCCCUCAACCAUCCCAUAUGGUCAUACAAGCCUUAUAUGGAUCUAUCACGUGAUAUUCAAAAUGGCGGACAACGGUCAGUUGGAUUCCUAUAUGGUCAUGUAAGCCUUAUAUGGAUAUAGCACAUGGGUACCACGUGAUCGAAUAUGAUGGCUGAACUUUGGGAGAUCUCCCCCUCCCCC
Molecule: messenger RNA, 7138 nt
Organism: Owenia fusiformis
Lineage: Eukaryota; Metazoa; Annelida; Polychaeta; Sabellida; Oweniidae
Source: the annotation of a GenBank genome assembly